Molecule: messenger RNA, 4964 nt
Organism: Magallana angulata
Lineage: Eukaryota; Metazoa; Mollusca; Bivalvia; Ostreida; Ostreidae
Product: anoctamin-7-like
Exons: 26
Coding region: 155-2986 (943 amino acids)
Biological process (GO): chloride transmembrane transport
Cellular component (GO): plasma membrane
Molecular function (GO): chloride channel activity; protein dimerization activity
Source: RefSeq, a predicted model, not a curated record
AUAUACUUCCGGUGCACCGGUCGAGUUAUGCCCCUUUCAUCGUGGCAACUGGUAAACAACGCUCGAAACUCGGACAUCAAGUGAUGUGAAUGCAAUAUGAACAGAGGCAUCUCCAUUGCAUGAUUGAUAAAGGAGACUCCAAAAACAUUCACACAUGGAAUCAAAGAAGGGCAAAGUCAAACCUUCAAAGGACAUGGAAGAUUACUCAAAGAAAAUCAAAAUGAAGAAGAAAAAAAGUAAAGUAACUGGAAACCAUGAUGAGAUGCCAGAUUUUCGAAUGUUUGACCAAACCAUGAAGGAGGCUCAGAUGAGUCCUGACUUUAAGCCUGAGAAACAGAGAAUUGACAUGGUUCUGAUCCACCAAAGAGAUGACAAGAGUGAUCAAGCCUCCAAAGAGAUCCGCAAAUGCUUUGAAGACAAGCUCAGGAGGAGAUAUAACUUUGUGAUUAAGAAAGAAACAAUUGGGGAUUUGGACUACAAGCUCCUCCAUUGUCCGUUUAGAAGUCUCUGUGAAAUGGCUCAAUUUGUCAAUCUGGAAAUACCCCUAGAUGAGCCACCAGAUGAAAAAUCUAAAAAUGGUGAUGAUGACAGCUGUUUUGCAAAGCUGAGUAAAUUUUUCUUUGAUGAUGAAACAGAGGAUGAUUACACGUGCCUGUUUGAUAUGGACAGAUUAGUUUUGUACAAAAACUACAACAACCCCACCAAGUUCUUCCGCCCUGCCACCCGUUCAUUUCUGGUGCACAAAAUCCUGAUCAAUACGGACAUCUCAAAGGACCUGAAAGAAUAUGGUGUGUUUGAUUCAUUGGAGGAGGAAGAUAAUUGCUGUUCCUGUGGCCGUGCUAAAACCAUGAGGGAGUUGAGGCAAGCUGAAAGUGAUCAGGAACUUCAGAAAAUCAAUCUUCCAUUUUUAAUCAUGAAGAAAGUAUACAAGGAGUCUGUAGUGCUGCAUGAAGCGUCAGAUGUUGGCAAAAUCAAUGAUGAAGACUCAGCAGAUGAGGAAGAGGAGGACCCCAAAGAGUUGGAGCUAAAGGCAGAUGACCCCCGGGCAAAGCUCAACCGCUCUUGGACCAAACUGUUCAAGUUUCAGCCAUUAUGGAGGAUAAGGAACUACUUUGGGGAGAAGAUUGCUCUGUACUUUGCUUGGUCCGGACACUUGAUAACGUCUCUCUGGCUCCCUAUGCUGUUUGGGUUGGCCAUCUUUAUUUAUGGACUUUUCAAAAGCAUUACAACUAGAAUUCAGUAUGAAGAGAAAAUCCUGAAUGCUACUAGUCUGUUGGACACCAUUAAGCAGUCCUUUGAUAAUGAAGUGACUCCAUAUUUUGCCAUGGUCAUUUGUAUUUGGGGUACAAUAUUUUUGGAGUUUUGGAAGAGAACAGAGAGCAGGUGGGCUUUUCUGUGGGAUGUGACGGAUUACGAGGUCAAUGAACCCGACAGACCAGAGUUCUAUGGCAGGGCAACAGAAAACGACCCUGUAGAUGGCUUCAAGAUCCUAACGUACCCGAUGAGGUACCAGUUCAUGAAGUACCUGACCUCUGUGGUCACCCUCCUGUUCAUGGUACUGGUGGUGAUUGCGAGUGUGACCGGGGUCAUCAUCUACCGCGUCCUUGUGACGGUCGACUACUGUGGCUCUGCCAGUCCUGAGCUCUGCCUGAUCACCACCACUGUGGUUCCCUCCAUUCUCAACGCCUUCUCCAUCUUUGUGCUGGGCAGGUUUUAUGACUUUCUGGCCGUCAAAUUAACUGACUGGGAAAAUCACAGGACUCAAACUAAAUAUGAUGAUUCCUUGAUUAUAAAACUGUUUGCCUUCCAAUUUGUGAAUAACUACUCUUCCUGUUUUUACAUUGCAUUUUUCCGAGGGCGUUUUGAUGAAGACGGAAUAGUUGGCCACGGAUCUGAAUACCGAGACCGCUGUGAGGGAACCUGCAUGUCUCAGCUUUCCUUCCAAGUUCUUAUAUUGAUGAUCUCCAAGCCCCUCCCAAAGUUAUGUACAGAUGCCAUACUGCCUUUUUUGAAGAAAAAGUGGAGGCACCGUCCAUCUUGGUGCUGUUUUGGAGGAAAGAAGCCGGAGAAGAGCAAGAGGGAGGAGACGUUUCUGGAGAAGCAUGUGAAGAAGGAGAACCUAGGAGACUUCACUCUGAGUGAAUACACAGAGAAAGUCAUCAUCUUCGGCUUCCUUAUGCUUUUUGCUGCCUCUUUCCCAUUGGCUCCUUUAAUGGCCCUCAUUACCACAGCGUUAGACAUCAGGAUUGAUGCCUGGCGUCUGCUCUGGAUUUAUAAACGGCCCGUUGCACACAUGGCUCAAGACAUAGGAACCUGGUAUACCAUCCUUACAUUUAUGAACUUCUGUGGGGUGGUAUCCAAUGCCUUCCUGGUGGCCUUCACCUCGACUUGGGGAAAUUCAUUCAACUCAACAGAACAAGUCUGGAUUGUUGUCGGGUUUGAGCACAUCGCCUUAAUCAUUAUGUUUAUAUUUGCCUACAUUGUUCCCGAUACACCAGCAGAUGUUGCCCUAAAGAAACGCAAGAAAAUGCGUCUACAGAAUAGAGAUAAAAAAUAUAAAAUGGGAGAAGCAAUAGACAAGUUCCAAAGGACCCUGGAGGAGGAGCAUCACAGAGAUUACAGAUACGUGGACCAGGACUGGGGCGAGGUACCCAGACAGGACCCUCACCGACGGGUCACUUACAGGACCACCCCCUCUGCAACUACAGCCACAGACAUUAUCCUGGAUAGACCGAGGGAGGUGACUUAUUAUGAGUACCAAGAUGAAGGAUACGACAAUGCAGCCUACGACAGAGAAUAUGAACCCCAGGAGUACAUAAUUACCUCCCCUGUGAGGAAGUUGAAAAAGAGAAAGAAGAAGAGGACACGGCACAAUUCGGUGGAAGAUAUUCCAGACCACAGGGAGACCAGGGUGUAUGACGAGAAUUUCCCGAUUGGCAGCUCAGCAAAGGUCGUCCUCAGGGACAGAUCAGAAAUAGAUGUCUAAAUAGAAACCAUCCAAAACACCAGCAUUUGAAGGAUAUUUUUACUUAGCUAAUCUACAUGUAUUUCUCUAUACUUGACUUUGUAAAACUUCCAUUUUUCUAUACAUGUGUUUUGUGACAUAUUUUUAUAUUCUAUUUAUAAUAUUAUUUUCAGUUUAAUUAUUAUAGAUGUACCUUAAUUGGAAAGCAUUUUUACUUUUAUAUUUUUUUUAUUAUAUUAUUUUACAACUAAAGAAUUCAUAUUCUCAAUUUUGUUAUAUUUUCAUGAUCCGUCCAAUGUUAGGUUUUUAGCAGUUAAUUUUUAAUUGAUUUUUUUAUUUUCAAACGAUCGCCAGUAAGGUGCAAGGUGAAUCUGGUUGUGUUGUGAAUAUUAUUGAUAUUAUAUACCAUAAACGAUGUUUAAAUUCAAUACCAAAGUACUCAGUUUGCUUCCAUUUCGUAUAUAGAUGAUUAUUCAAUAAUUUAAGUAGUUUGUAAUAUUAUUUAACAUAUGGAUAAGAAAAAAUUAGGGGUAAAUUUUUUACUGUUUAGAGAUGGAUAAAGGUAUCAUUGUUAAAGAAUAACAGAUUCUGAAAUGCCCCCCCCCUCUCUCUCUCUCUCUGUCUCUCUCUCUCUCUCUCUCUCUCUCUCUCUCUCUCUCAGAAUAUUGUUUAAUUAGAUACAUUUCAAAUCAGCCUUCUGUAAAAAAAAUUUCUAUUCUGAAAACCACAAAAACGAUUCCAACAUCAAAGUUAAUUUACAUAUCUUUUCAGAAAAAUGCAGUUAUAUCAAUUAAUCUUAUCCUAAUUAAUCACUUGACCCCAUUUAUAGCAAGUUUAUAAUCAUAGAGUGCCUUAGGGUAAAGAGUGUGCUGUGACCUUGAACCUAAAUGUAGUCUUUCUAUCUGAGGUCAGGGUCAAGGCCACUCUCUGUAGUACAUAUGUAAUCCUUAUAGGGAGAUUAUUGUUGCUCCCCUUUUUCUGUUAAGGUCAAGGCACAUUAUCCUUUUUUAUAAAAUCCCAAUGUUUUAUAAUAUUAUGUGGAAAAUGGUUUUAUAAACAUGUACAGGUUUUCCAAGGUAUUUGUUGUGAACUGUCUCAUCAUCCUAUUUAUAUCUAAUAUUCUGAUUAGUGGUGCUUGUAUGUACAUUGUUUGUGAUGUUAUGUACAUUUCAUGAAUUGUCUACAAUAACAGACUUGUUUUAUAGCAUAAUUAAUAUGCAUAUGUUUAUACUCAAUUGAUCAUACAAUGUAUGGACCAAAGGAAGAUUUAGCAAAUAAGACACUGGUCUUCAGAAUUCAAACUCUUCUUGUCUUUCCUUAGAAAAAUGCAUUUUACUUUGUGCUUUUUCAAUUUUUUCAGUAUCCUUUAUAUAUGUUUUAAUGUGUAUAUAAAAUUUUAGGUUGUAUUUUUGUUGUAUAAAUUUUAAUUGGGGGAUUAUUAGAUUGUAAUUCUUUAUAAUAAAAAUAUAUAGCAACAGUUUUAGUACCUACACUACGAUAACCUAAAUAGAUUAUUGUUUAAUUUUUUAUAGAAAUAUAUUUAAACAGAUUUAUUAUGAACACUGAAUUAUUUUUGUAGAGUUGUAGGUUAACAAGCUUUAGACCUUUCAAGAAUACUCAGAAUGUUUUGAUCCUUGCUUGUAGACCCUUACUAGUGUACACCUAGUCAAGAGUAGUUUGAACUACCUUUACAUAUAGUAGAUAACCCUUCUGAUAUCUUACAAAUUCAAAUCGUAAGUACAUGUACAAUUCACAAAUAAUAAGUGGUCACAGGUUUGAAAAGAUUUGCAAGCUUAUUUGUUCAAUAGAUGCAUUCAGCCUUUGUUGAGAUCACAGCAAUUCCAUGGCAAUUUUAAAUGUUUCAAAUUUAAUUAUUCUUUUUUAAGAUGAAUAUUUAUCAUAUGAUUAUUUAUAGUUUUUAUAAUUGUUAAUUUUUUAAGAAUGUUCGAUCACUUUAUAGUUGUUCAAUUUAUAUCUAAUAAAAAGAUUCUCUGUAUUA